Molecule: messenger RNA, 350 nt
Organism: Racocetra persica
Lineage: Eukaryota; Fungi; Glomeromycota; Glomeromycetes; Diversisporales; Gigasporaceae
Source: the annotation of a GenBank genome assembly
CUUGUAUGCCAAUUCAUAUUGUUUCAAAUAAUGCACUUAGGCAUUUUUUAAAUGAAUUGGAUCCUGCUUUUUUAAUUCCGUGUGAAGAAACUGUCAAGAAUAUUAUUUAUUCAGCAUAUAAUUAUUCAUUUCUACAAUUAAAACCCCAAAUUAUUGCAGAAGCUAUUUCAGUAUCUUUGACUAUGGAUCUCUGGACAGCUAGAAAUCAUCAAGGAUAUCUUGGUAUCACAUGUUCUUAUGUAGAUCAAUUUUUUCGAUUAAAAGAAUUUAUGCUGGAUAUAGUUUAUAUUAAAUAUCCUCACAUAGCUAAAAAUAUUUCAAAUACAGUUGAAGAAAUUUUAAAAGAUUGA